This is a messenger RNA of Candida tropicalis MYA-3404, 660 nucleotides long. RefSeq lists its product as uncharacterized. Lineage: Eukaryota; Fungi; Ascomycota; Pichiomycetes; Serinales; Debaryomycetaceae. The transcript has a single exon. The coding region runs from base 1 to 660 and encodes 219 amino acids. The record is from RefSeq and is a predicted model, not a curated record.
AUGGUGGACAAUCACGUAACUACAAAACCAAGACGUAAAUCAGCCACGUCACCUAAGAACCCGAAAUUACCAUCACCACGACCUGAACCCACGAUGAUUAAAAGAAGAAACUCAUCAUUAGCCAAUAGUUCAUCUCCUUGGUUUAGAAGAAAUUCAUUUUUAAGUAAUUCCAUGAUUGAAAAUGAAAAUUUCCAAGUUUAUGAAUCAUCUUAUAGUAAUAAUUAUAAUAUCAUAAGUUUAAAAGAGUAUCAAGGUUUUAUAUUUAAUCAGGAUUUAUUUGCUACUCCUUAUCAACAACUGAGAAGUUUGGCUAUUGAAAAAACUCGAAGAUUGAAUAGUAUGAGUCAUGGUAAUAGUGGAGGUAACACAUGCUUGAGAAGACACACUAGUUAUCAUCCACAAAGGCCGAACUUGAAUGAAAGUAAAAGAAACAGUAUUGACACAGAUGAUAAUGAUGUAGCGAUUGAAGAUGAUGACGAAGAUGAAGAUGAAGUCAUGGUCGAUGAACAAGAAGUUGUUGAAGAGGAGGAAGACGACGACGAUGAUGAUGAAUAUGAAGAAAUGCAAGGUUAUGGUGGGGAUCAAACUAAUCGAAGAUAUAAAGUACGAGUUACAGAAAUUGUAAUUAAUGAAAAAGAAAACGAUAUUUUUCCUAAUUAA